This is a messenger RNA of Drosophila grimshawi, 1589 nucleotides long. RefSeq names its product cysteine desulfurase, mitochondrial (gene Nfs1). The transcript is spliced from 2 exons. Bases 122 to 1495 code for a protein of 457 amino acids. The record is from RefSeq and is a predicted model, not a curated record. Gene Ontology annotation, cellular component: cytosol; nucleus; mitochondrion. Gene Ontology annotation, molecular function: cysteine desulfurase activity; pyridoxal phosphate binding. NCBI's taxonomy places the organism in Eukaryota, Metazoa, Arthropoda, Insecta, Diptera, Drosophilidae. Gene Ontology annotation, biological process: [2Fe-2S] cluster assembly.
AUAGCGACAACAGUGUUGUAAAAAACACACACAUUGACCGCUUCUGAUUAGAUUGUGAAAUAAUAAAAGUAAUAAAUAAAUUAGAGUGAAAGCAAAACACAAACGCACGUGAAGUACAAAUAUGCAUAAAAUGCUGGGCCGCUUGCAGGCUCAUAUGCUACGGCCAAGUGCCAGACCACUGGCAGUAGUUGUGCGACUGCGAUCGACCGAUGUGAAACCAGCGGCUACAUCAAAAGAAUUUCGCGAGCGCCAGGUGCGAUUCAACAUAAAGAAUGAACAGACAGAGGGACGACCUUUGUAUUUAGAUGCACAGGCCACCACACCGAUGGAUCCGCGCGUGUUGGACGCAAUGUUGCCCUAUCUGACCAACUACUACGGCAAUCCGCAUUCACGCACCCACGCCUACGGCUGGGAGACGGAACAUGCCGUGGAGAAGGCACGCGAACAAAUCGCGAAACUAAUUGGCGCCGAUCCCAAGGAGAUCAUUUUCACAUCCGGCGCCACAGAGUCGAAUAAUAUUGCUGUCAAGGGUGUGGCACGAUUUUAUGGCACCAACAAGAAGCAUGUGAUUACCACACAGACGGAGCACAAGUGUGUGCUGGACUCGUGCCGUGCGUUGGAGAACGAAGGCUAUAGGGUUACCUACUUGCCCGUCAAGGCCAAUGGCAUCAUUGACAUGCAGCAGCUCGACGAGGCAAUGACACCAGACACCUCACUCGUUUCCAUCAUGACGGUGAACAAUGAGAUUGGCGUGCAUCAACCCAUCUCGGAGAUUGGGAAAUUGUGCCGAUCGCGCAAGGUGUUCUUCCACACGGAUGCGGCGCAGGCCGUGGGUAAAAUCCCCUUGGAUGUAAACGCCAUGAAUAUUGAUCUGAUGUCCAUAUCGGGACAUAAGAUCUAUGGCCCAAAGGGCGUGGGCGCUUUAUAUGUACGUCGCCGACCCCGUGUGCGUCUGGAGCCCAUCCAGAGUGGAGGUGGCCAGGAGCGAGGCCUUCGCAGCGGCACAGUGCCCGCCCCUUUGGCUGUGGGUCUGGGCGCAGCAGCUGAGCUGUCAAUGCAAGAGAUGGACUACGAUAAGAAGUGGGUAGAUUUCCUAUCCAGGCGCCUGAUGGACAAAAUAACAAGCGCUUUAUCGCAUGUGAUACGCAAUGGGGAUCCGGUGAGCACAUAUAAUGGUUGCCUGAAUCUAUCCUUUGCCUACGUGGAAGGCGAAUCCCUGCUGAUGGCCCUCAAGGAUGUCGCACUCAGCAGUGGAUCUGCCUGCACAUCAGCCUCACUGGAGCCAUCGUACGUGCUGCGUGCCAUUGGCACCGAUGAGGAUUUGGCUCACAGCUCCAUUCGCUUCGGCAUUGGACGUUUCACCACCAUCGAGGAGGUCGACUAUACGGCCGACAAGUGCAUCAAGCAUGUGGAGAGACUCCGUGAAAUGUCGCCACUGUGGGAAAUGGUGCAGGAGGGCAUUGACCUGAAGACCAUACAAUGGUCACAGCACUAAAUACACUCUCCAAUUAUUAUUGCAAAUGAAACACAUAAAAUAAUUAUAAAACUUGUAAAAAAAAAUAAAACACUUGAGCUCUGAGAAAAACUAU